AUGUCUAACGAUUCUUUGGACGAUAGUACCACGGGUGGCGAGAAUAGAAAGAUUUAUAUAGAGAAGAUAGAUUUGAUCCAGCAGACCGAGUCAUUGGUACAGGCAAAAAUGGAGGAUCUUGAAGAUAGAUGGAAGAAGUUGAAUUCUUCCUAUGAGUCCAUAAUGCUGUCAUCUGAUCCGUCUGUUACCAAGGAAGUGAGAGAUAAAGCUAAGAUCAAUUUUAAUGUAUGCUCUGAAGCAUACUAUGGGUCUAGAUCUCGGCAUUUCGAUAUUUCGAAGAUAACAUCUUCUUCCGAUCCUCGAGUAGAGGCUUUCAGAAUAGGCAUAACUCCGAAUGAUUUCCCGAUCCCUCGCGGUGGUUUAGAGCCACACUCGAAUGAUUCACCCAAUGUUUACAUAAAGGUUCCUCCGUGCGAUACGGAGGUUUUCAAAGGGGGAUACGAGGAAUGGCCAUCUUUCCGUGAUAUGUUCACGGCGGUCUAUGUGAACCACCCAAAACUUACUCCGGCACAGAAGUUGUAUCACCUGAGGAAUAAGACUCAGGGCUCUGCUGGUGCCAUAGUCAAACGAUACACUUUGUGUGAUGAGAAUUUUGAAUUGGCAUGGAGGGCUCUUAAAGCUCGCUUUGAGAAUAAGCGAGUGUUGGUUGACAACCAACUUAAGAUUUUGUUCAAUAUCCCAGUGGCAGCGGUAGAGACUAGUGAUUCGGUCCAGAAAAUACAGUCGACGGUGAAUGACUGUCUUGCCACUCUUAGGACACUCGAUGUUAAAGUAGAGUAUUGGGAUCCUAUUUUGAUUUAUUUGAUUUCGACGAAACUUCCGGAUAAGACAUUAUCCUUAUGGGAACAGUCCCUAAGCUCUCACAGUGAAUUGCCGAUGUGGUCCCAAUUGGACGAAUUCCUCAUCGAUAGGUAUGAAAUUGUUGAACGUUUAUCCAGUAUCCGUUCAACAAAAGAUGGCUAUAAUCAGCCUUCUCCUCCGGUUAAUCGUACUCAGGCUUACCAUUCUCAGGAAAAACUGGAUCUUUCGUGUCCUUUAUGUGAGGAGAAUCACUCUUUACGCAUUUGCUCGAAAUUCCGAGGUUUUACAGAACAAGAAAGGAUAGACUUCGUGUUUAGAAACAAAUUCUGCAAUAACUGUCUGUCUACCUUUCAUAGGAAACAGAAAUGUAAGAGCAAGAACAAAUGCUCGGUGUGUCAGAAAUCACAUCAUACCUUGCUCCAUUUGAAGCAGAGGUCACAAGUCGAGUCUGAGAGUAAUAGGGUUAAAGAUGGUCCUGUGACGACGGAACCUCGUCGUUAUCCGAAUAGUAUGGCGGAGGACACAUCCAAUCCAUCAUCAUCAGGUCUUUUACGCAGGGCUCAGGUACAGGCAAAUUUUGCUUCAAGCAAUGGAACUAUUUUGCUUCGCACCGCUAUGGUGCAAGUUGAUCAUGGAGGACAGCUUUUCACUCUUCGAGCAUUGAUAGACCCUGGUUCCCAACGCACAUUUUUGUCAGAAAAGGCCAGAAAUCUGCUUCAAAUCCCUUAUCGUAGAGCCCUAUUUGAUAUCUUCGGUAUAGGGGAACAGAAACUUUCUUCUAAUAAGGAAUGUGAACUGGUACUUUAUUCCUCAAGAUACAAUCUUCGAAUAGCCAUUAAUGCCAUCGUGCUCCCUAAGGUAACCCAGAAAUUGCCUUCCGUCUCAUUUUCGAUCACAAAUCCGGAGGAAUUAAGUGAACUUGAUUUAGCAGAUCCUUUUUUCAACAAGUCGUCACAGAUAGAUCUGAUUUUGGGCAAUGACUCUGAGAAAUAUCUCAACAUCGAUGGAAUUAAGAAGAAUAUAUGUGGGGACGCAUCUGCCUAUAAUACUAUUUUUGGUUGGGUCCUCAGCGGCCCCAUGAGGACGGAACAAAUUCAGGCGUUCACGACCAAUGUUUUACCCUCUGAGAACACCGCUCUCAAUGAAACUCUGCAGAAAUUUUGGGAAUUGGAAGAUAUUCCCGCUUCACCCCCAAUUUCAGAGGAAGAUCAAUUCUGCGAGGAAUUUUACGUUAAAACCACAGUACGUGGACCCGACGGUCGGUACAUUGUACGACUGCCAUUUAAAAAAGAGUUUUCAAAUUCCAUUCAUCUCGGAUCAUCGCGAUUCCUCGCCCUCGGGCAGUUAACAAGAAUGGAGAAUACUCUGUCGAAAAAUCCGGAACUACAGUUUCAAUACAAUUCGGUUUUGGAGGAAUAUUUAUCAAUGGGUCAUAUGGAAGAAACAUCUUCCGAAGAGGUUUUCUCUGACGGAAAGUUUUAUUCUUUCUACCUCCCCCAUCACGCUGUGGUGCGACCUGAACAUAAAAGUACGAAAGAGACAAUCGAUCUCCAAACCCAGUUGAUAACUACUCUCAAAUCUGCGGGUUUCCCGUUAAAGAAGAUGACCGCCAAUAAUUCUCGACUUUUGAAUCAUUUGCCUCCCGAAGACAUGUAUGACCUGAAUUUUUUGAGACUGGAUGAGACAAGCUCCACAAAGACUCUUGGAGUAAUGUGGAACGCUUUGACCGACAGUUUUUCUUACGCGCUGAAUCCUAUAAACACAACUACAACCCUGACUAAACGAAAGGUGCUGUCGGCCGUCAGUCAGUUAUUUGAUCCAGCAGGCUGGAUAACUCCAGUCAUCAUACGAGCCAAGAUACUAAUGCAGCAGUUAUGGCUUGAAGGGUUGGAUUGGGAUUCACCCAUAAGCGAGGAGUCACACUUAACCUGGGAGGGUCUCAUGAAAGAUUUCUCCCAUAUUAUUGACCUAAGAAUACCGCGCUGGAUUCGAUAUAUGCCAUCUGAUCGCGUUCAGAUCCAUGGCUUUGCUGAUGCUUCUAAAGCAGCAUAUUGCGCUUGCGUGUACAUAGUGGUUGAUUCGGGAUUUGAGUCUUGCUCCAACCUACUGAUUGCAAAAAGUAGGGUAGCUCCAUUGAAGACGGUAUGUUUACCACGUUUGGAGCUUAUUGGAGCCGAGCUACUAGCCAAGCUGGUGAAUUAUAUUUUAUCUGUUUUUGAUUUUGAAAUCGCUCACACCUUCUUGUGGACGGAUUCGUCGAUCGUACUUGGGUGGUUAUCAAAACCUCCAUGGUCUUGGGAGACAUUUGUCGCGAAUCGGACUUCAAGGAUUCAUUCCCUUGUUCCCAAUGCCCAAUGGCGUCAUGUUCCUACUGCCGACAAUCCAGCGGAUCUUGGUACCCGUGGGUGUAGUCCUCGAGAUCUUACGAACUCCAAGCUAUGGUGGAACGGACCAUCGUGGAUGACUGCCACUUCGUCCUCUUGGCCAGAAAUGGUUCCCAUAACACCCCCGGGACCACCGGAGGGACUUGCACAAACCUUUCACAUUGUAUCAGAAGAUUCUGAAAUUUUGAAAAGAUUUUCUUCAUACGAUAGAGCCUUAAGAGUUAUUUCAUAUAUUUAUCGAUUUUAUCACCGGACACAUCCGACAACUAGAUCGACUGCGAAUUUCUCCAGUCUCUUUGAGCACAAUUAA
This is a messenger RNA of Stomoxys calcitrans (stable fly), 3495 nucleotides long. RefSeq lists its product as uncharacterized. The coding region runs from base 1 to 3495 and encodes 1164 amino acids. NCBI's taxonomy places the organism in Eukaryota, Metazoa, Arthropoda, Insecta, Diptera, Muscidae. The transcript is spliced from 4 exons. The record is from RefSeq and is a predicted model, not a curated record.